AUGGCUGAGGCGACUAAUUCCGAUAUCGGAGGAGAGAAUCAGUCAUUCAAGAUCCGAAGAUUAGAGAUCUCUGACAAGAGGAAGGGAUUCAUCGAGCUUCUAGGUCAACUCACCGUCGUUGGAUCAGUAACCGACGAGGAAUUCGAUCGGCGAUUCGAUGAAAUCAGUUCGUACGGAGACGACCACGUGAUCUGCGUGAUCGAAGAAGAGUCGUCGGGGAGAAUCGCGGCGACGGGAAGCGUGAUGAUAGAGAAGAAGUUCCUGAGGAAUUGCGGGAAAACUGGGCACAUCGAAGACGUUGUUGUGGAUUCAAGGUUUCGAGGGAAGCAUCUGGGGAAGAAAGUGGUCGAGUUUCUAAUGGAUCAUUGCAGAUCCAUGGGUUGUUACAAGGUGCUUCUCGAUUGUAGUGUGGAGAACAAAGCUUUCUACGAGAAAUGUGGGUUGAUCCAUAAAGGUAUUCAGAUGUCUAAGUACUUCGAUUGA
Arabis nemorensis is the source of this 483-nucleotide messenger RNA. Lineage: Eukaryota; Viridiplantae; Streptophyta; Magnoliopsida; Brassicales; Brassicaceae. The record is from the annotation of a GenBank genome assembly.